Messenger RNA from Pleuronectes platessa (European plaice), 4231 nucleotides. It is a transcript of the gene prdm16, whose product is annotated as PR domain containing 16. Gene Ontology annotation, molecular function: RNA polymerase II cis-regulatory region sequence-specific DNA binding; DNA-binding transcription activator activity, RNA polymerase II-specific. The record is from RefSeq and is a predicted model, not a curated record. The transcript is spliced from 15 exons. Lineage: Eukaryota; Metazoa; Chordata; Actinopteri; Pleuronectiformes; Pleuronectidae. Gene Ontology annotation, biological process: regulation of transcription by RNA polymerase II. Gene Ontology annotation, cellular component: nucleus. Bases 59 to 3496 code for a protein of 1145 amino acids.
CCUGCACAGCACGCUGCACCAUGGGGCCACGGGCAAAGACAGCUCCUUUGGAUGGGAGAUGAUGAAUGACCAUGAAGAAACCUCCACUGACAGCUGCAUGAAAAAGGUGGUCGAUGACAUGGGAAACGUCAAAUUUGCGCUGGACACAGGCCCGGAUGCCACCGGCCCCAGCUGGCUCAAAUACGUCCGCUGUGCCCCGUCAUUCGAGGAGCAGAACCUCGCAGCCUGUCACCUCACCGGAGACCAGAUUUAUUAUAAAGCGGUGCGGGACAUUGACGCAGGGGAGGAGCUUUUAGUGUAUAUGAAGGACGGUAUUUUCCCCGAGGGAUCCAUGGCACCCAACCUACAAGACGAGCAGAUGUACCGCUGUGAAGACUGUGAUGAGCUGUUCUCCUCAACACUUGAGCUACGGCGGCACCAGAAGUAUUCGUGCACCAGCGCAGGCUCUCUCUUCGACUCACUGAGUGAGGACUUCAAACAGGAGCGCGAGGACAGCGACGAGCCCGUCCACGAAUGUAAAGACUGCGAGAAGAUCUUCCCAAACGAGUACAGUCUGGGCCAACACAUGAUAGUCCACACAGAGGAGAGGGAAUACAAGUGUGACCAGUGUCCAAAAGCCUUUAACUGGAAGUCCAACCUCAUCCGUCACCAGAUGUCACAUGACAGUGGCAAGCGCUUUGAGUGUGAAAACUGUGAUAAGGUACAGCAUACCCGGCACGUGUUCACAGAUCCCAGCAACCUCCAGCGCCACAUCCGCUCCCAGCACGUGGGCGCACGCGCUCACACGUGUCCAGAGUGUGGCAAGACCUUCGCCACCUCGUCAGGCCUCAAGCAGCAUAAGCACAUCCACAGCAGUGUCAAACCCUUUAUCUGCCCUGAUGGGCUGUGUCUUUUUGCUCCCCCAGGCGAAGUGUGCCACAAAUCCUACACCCAGUUCUCUAACCUCUGCCGCCACAAGCGCAUGCAUGCUGACUGCCGCACCCAGAUCAAGUGUAAGGACUGUGGGCAGUUGUUCAGCACUACCUCCUCCCUCAACAAGCACCGUCGCUUCUGUGAGGGCAAAAAUCAUUAUGGCUCUCCUGGAGGGAUGUUCAACCCUGGCAUCCCCAUGAGCUCCAGCCCCAUCAUGGCUAAGGCCAAGUCCCAUCAUCACCACCUUACAGCUCUUAACCAGUCAGGGUUAGGAUUCACUGACUACUUUCCCUCCCGACCUCACCCUCAUGCUGGCUUGCCCUUCUCCCCAGGACCCCAUGGCUUCCCAUCCCUUACCCAUGGUUUCCCAGGUAUCUUCCCACAUUCACUGUAUCCCCGACCACCUUUAUUGCCGGCUAGUCCGUUGAUAAAGAGCCCGCCAGGCAGCAGCAGUCAGGAGGUGAAGCUUCCUCGGAGUCCCCUACAUUUACCUCCACUGUCCCUGGUUAGCUCGACAAACAGCAAUGGACGCAACAGUUUGAGUCAGAUGGAAGACAAAGAGAAAGAGAGCAAACUGGAUUUGUCCUCUAGUGGAGAAGCAAAGUCAAAAUCUAAGAUGGCGGACAUGUCGGACGGAAGUGAUCUUGAAGACGUUAAUACCACAAGUGGGACAGAUUUGGACACCACCACUGGUACUGCUUCAGGUGAUGGUUCUGACCUGGAGAGUGACGGCGAGAGUGAACGCGAGCGAAGUGGCAAAAGAAGGAAGCCAUCUGGGGCCAUGUCAAGUCAAGAAGGCCACCAGUCAGAAGACACGAACAGUGCGUUGAUAUCAGCCAUGUCUAGUUCGGGGAAUCUCGGGCUUGAUCGCCCAUUUCUCUCUUCUGUAUCGUCCCAUCACUCCUUCUUCCCUCCGCCUGAUGAGCAAGCCCUCCUACCCAAUACCAUGAAUGCCAAUGCAGCCACCACAGAUUCCAUCAAAGCCAUUGCUUCUAUUGCGGAGAAAUAUUUUGGUCCAGGUUUGAUUGGUCUUCAUCAGGAGAAGAAGAUGGGUCCAUUGCCGUACCAUUCCAUGUUUCCCUUCCAGUUCCUGCCCAACUUUCACAACUCCCUCUAUCCCUUCAGUGCUGAUCGAGGUGUCCUCAACCCCAGUAUGUUCUUCAAGGCGGAGCCCAAGUCACCUCGAGAGCAGCUUCAUAAGAUAGUUUCUGGUGCCCCAAGCGCCCCUGCUCCCACAGUGGAGUCACCAUUUGAUCUCACCACAAAACCCAAGGAGACCAAGUUAUCUCAUCCCAGCUCGACAAACCCCUCACACCCCAACAGUAGCACUGGGAGCAGUAGUGGACCUUUAGUGAUAUCCGGCGGUGAAGAACAGCCAUUGGACCUCAGCAUUGGCAGCCGGAGCCGAGGUGGUCAUAAUGGCGUGGCAGCUGAGCCACACAAUCGAAAGAACCACAUGUAUGGAGUCCUAUCGGGGAUCUCCAUCAAGGAUGAAACACCAGCUGGGUUCCCCCACUCCCAGUCAUUGCACCAAUCCUCCAUCUCCCAGCACCAGCAGCACCAGGCCCAGCAACAUCAGCCACCACCCCUGCACUACGCCAAGCCCUCGGCAUUCUUCAUGGACCCCAUAUACAGCAGGGUGGAAAAGAGGAAGCUACUUGACCCCGUUGGAGCUUUGAAGGAGAAGUUCCUCAGGCCCUCACCGCCACUCUUCCACCCACAGAUGUCAGCCAUGGAGACCAUGACAGAGAAGCUGGAGAGCUUUGGCGCUCUAAAGCUUGAUGCACCCAAUUCACUGCAACACUCAGCUCAUCCACUGUUCAACUUCCGCUCACCACCACCCUCCCUCUCAGAGGCCAUCCUCCGCAAGGGCAAGGAGCGCUACGCCUGCAGGUACUGUGGGAAAAUCUUUCCUCGUUCAGCAAACCUCACCAGACACUUGCGGACACACACAGGGGAACAACCCUACAGGUGUAAAUACUGUGACCGCUCAUUCAGCAUCUCGUCCAAUCUUCAACGCCACGUUCGCAACAUCCACAACAAGGAGAAACCCUUCAAGUGUCACUUGUGCAACCGCUGCUUUGGUCAGCAAACCAACCUCGACCGCCAUCUCAAGAAGCACGAGCACGAGAACAUUCCUGUGAGCCAACAGUCCGGGAUGCUUUCCAACCUAGGAACCACGAUCUCCUCGCCAAACUCCGAGCCAGACAAUCAUGCACUUUUAGACGAGAAGGAGGACUCAUACUUCUCAGAAAUCCGCAACUUUAUUUCCAACAGUGAGAUGAACCAGGCCUCCAGCUCCAUGGAUAAGAGAUCAGACCAGGCUGAGGAAGAGCGCCCGCCAAGCCACAGUUUGUCCAACUCCAAGCUCGGGCUCCAGGGGCUGGAGGAAGAGGAGGAGGAAGUGGAAGGCGAUGAUGAGGAGGAGGAGGAAGGCAGCCUGACAGAGAAGUCUCACGACGAGGCGCCCGAGUCACCGUCCCCCGUCACAACAGGAGUGUAUGAAGAGGAGGAGGAAGACGAGGAGACGGAGACAGCUCCACUGGCUAUGAGCUAUGAACACACUCGCAGGCUUAUGCAAUGAUGCUGUCUCUCUCGGAGAACAACCCUUUGCACGCGCCCUCCCAGAACUCUCUGGACGCUUGGCUGAGCAUGGGAGGUGGACCGUCUGAGACGAGCAGCUUUCACCCGCUCAACCACAUCUAGACCAGAGAACGAGAGAGAGAGGAGCGGCGGGAGCGAGAGUGGGAGGAACAUUCAGUUUCGUAAAUGGACGGAAAACAAGGGACUGAGUGGACGUGGAGGCCCUGAGAAGAAUUCAAUGUCAUAUACAUUCAAAAUAGAAAAAAUGUGUUUGUGUGUGUGUGUGUGUGUGUGUGUGUGUGUGUGUGUGUGUGUGUGUGUGUGUGUGUGUGUGUGUGUGUGUGUGUGUGUGUGUGUGUGUGUGUGUGUGAAUGUGUGUGAAAAAGAGAGAGGGGGUUGAGAUUGGCCCUGGGUGAGGGGUCUCACAAGACUCUGUCAUAGAGAAAGCACUGCGAAGCUCCUGUUGAUGUGAAGGACAUGAUGAAUGCUUCUCAACAGCAUUGAAACUCUGACCUCUUACCCGAUCCUCCCCAAGUCCACGAGGCUCACUCCGGCAGAGACGCUGCUCGAGGCUCUCGUAAAGACACUUAACGACUAGUAAGUCUCUAAAGUCUGCUACUACAAGCACUGCAGCAUCAGCACUGCAUUAGCACUGCAUGUCCACAGGGUGGUGCUGUUUACCGGGAACAUAGUGGGCGCGUGCACUAUUGUCUCCAGGUUCCCCCACCCCCCCAAC